Messenger RNA from Daphnia magna, 659 nucleotides. RefSeq names its product microsomal glutathione S-transferase 3. The record is from RefSeq and is a predicted model, not a curated record. Gene Ontology annotation, molecular function: glutathione transferase activity; glutathione peroxidase activity. The coding region runs from base 2 to 421 and encodes 139 amino acids. The transcript is spliced from 3 exons. NCBI's taxonomy places the organism in Eukaryota, Metazoa, Arthropoda, Branchiopoda, Diplostraca, Daphniidae. Gene Ontology annotation, cellular component: nuclear envelope; endoplasmic reticulum; membrane.
CAUGGUGUCUAUUCAGUUAUCGCAUCAGUAUGGCUGGGUUAUUCUCGUUGGAGUUGCUUCGUCCUUUCUUUUAGUUUGGCAGGGAAUGCAGGUGGGAAAGAUGAGAAAGAAGUUUAAAAUUCAGUACCCAACCAUGUAUUCCACUGACAACGAUGUGUUCAACUGCUAUCAAAGAGCUCACCAAAACACGCUAGAAAACUAUCCACAGUUCCUUAUGCUGCUGUUUAUAGGAGGCAUACAAUUUCCAUUUGUUACGGCACUGGCAGGCGUGGUUUGGAUUCUGGGCAAGAUAGCAUACAGUCUUGGAUAUUAUACUGGUGACCCUGCAAAGCGCAUGAAAGGAUCUUUUGGCUACAUUGGACUAAUAACAAUGUUGGGAACAACAGUCUGCUUUGCUCUUAAUCUUCUUGGUUAUCUCUGAGAUUGAUCCAACACUGUUGUGGUCCUUAGCUGUUUUAACAUCUAAAAAAGUCAUAUUCCAAUUUCCAAUAAAUGAUUUUAAUGUGUUUAGAAGCAGCCAUGAUUUUGGUUUAUAACAAGUUACUUGAUUUGUUCAUUUUGUGUUUAAAUUUUAACAUUUUCACUUGAAUUUUGGAUAGCACAUAUGUUUUAAGAAAUGGGAUAAUUGGAUAAAAUGAAUAAAUGAAAUUAUUAUCACA